Epinephelus moara (kelp grouper) is the source of this 2021-nucleotide messenger RNA. Its product is annotated as salivary glue protein Sgs-3-like. Lineage: Eukaryota; Metazoa; Chordata; Actinopteri; Perciformes; Serranidae. The record is from RefSeq and is a predicted model, not a curated record. The annotation marks the transcript as partial. The transcript has 4 exons.
ACUGCAGCUCCAACAACUGCAGCUCCCACAACUGCAGCCCCAACAACUGUAGCCCUCACAACUGCUGCCCCCACAACUGCAGCUCCAACAACUGCUGCCCCCACAACUGCUGCUCCAACCACAACUGCAGCCCCCACAACUGCAGCUCCAACAACUGCAGCCCUCACAACUGCAGCUCCCACAACUGCUGCUCCAACAACUGCUGCCCCCACAACUGCGGCUUCAACAACCACAGCCCCAACAACUCCAGCACCAACAACGGCCGUUCCAACAACUGCUGCCCCCACAACUGCAGCCCCAACAACUGCAGCUCCAACAACUGCAGCUCCCACAACUGCAGCCCCAACAACUGUAGCCCUCACAACUGCUGCCCCCACAACUGCAGCUCCAACAACUGCUGCCCCCACAACUGCUGCUCCAACCACAACUGCAGCCCCCACAACUGCAGCUCCAACAACUGCAGCCCUCACAACUGCAGCUCCCACAACUGCUGCUCCAACAACUGCUGCCCCCACAACUGCGGCUUCAACAACCACAGCCCCAACAACUCCAGCACCAACAACGGCCGUUCCAACAACUGCUGCCCCCACAACUGCUGCCCCAACAACUGCUGCUCCAACAUCUGCAGCACCCACAACUGCAGUUCCCACAACUGCUGCUCCCACAACCGCAGCCCCUACAACUGUAGCACCCACAACUGCGGCUCGGACAACUGCAGCACCCACAACACCCACAAUUGCUGCCCCCACAACUGCAGCUCCAACAACCGCAGCCCCAACAACUCCAGCACCAACAACGGCUGCUCCAACAACUGCUGCCCCCACAACUGCUGCCCUAACAACUGCUGCCCCCACAACUGCAGCACCCACAACUCCAGCACCCACAACUGCUGCCCCCACAACUGCAGCCCCCACAACUGCCGCCCCAACAACUGCAGCCCCCACAACUGCAGCUCCCACAACUGCUGCUCCAACAACUGCAGCCCCCACAACUGCAGCCCCCACAACUGCAGUUCCCACAACUGCUGCUCCAACAACUGCAGCACCCACAACAGCACCUCCCACAACUGCGGCUCCAACAACUGGGCCUCCUACAACUCCAAGCUUGACAUCAUUGGCACAUCUACAGAUGAGUUUACAGUCCUUUGGAGCGGUCAGCAAUGACACUAUCAUUGAGCUCAUAAAAGAGUUCUUUAAUAAACAGCUGAAUGGAACAGCCCACACAGUCACUGUGACACUCAUUCAAAGAUUUGGAGUUGGCCCAUAGAAGCUUCAUGUGGACAGAAAUAGUCAAAAAUGGGUGCAUGAAGACAGCAGUUCAAAGUUGUGCUGAUGGUAUUGUUUAAACAAAAUUUGAAGGGGCAGUUCACCUCAACCGUUUCACCAUAUCUGGAAAGAUAUGACAGUGAAGACAACACAUUAAAUGUCAUUGUACUCCACUGUAUUGAGGUAAUCUAAAACCAUUAUCUUAAAAUCACCAGAAAUACCUGGAUUGUACUUCAGGUGCAAGUAAAAGUAUUUUUGAUAAAACACAGAGUUUUUGGAAUCAGUGCCAUCAUCUGCCUCCUUAUCAACCUUUUGUCAAAUUUAAAAAAAAAAAAAAAAAAAAAAACUCUACUUGUCAACAAGAGGAGCCAUUGUCACUCUAUAAUCCUUAAACAAUAUUCCCAGGAAUGUGAAGUGGAGAUGUGCAUUCGGCUCAAGUGUCAAAUUAUUUGCACAGUACAAUGGGAAGCUCAAACCACACAAUCUCACCUGUCAAAGAGGUUUUUCAAAGGGUGUCAAUAAUUCCCAUGUUCUCUAACCGGAGGAGCAGGUGCCAUGCUGAGAAGCCUGGUAACAAGGAAACACUCUGUCCUUUCAUCAUACAUGAAUGAGGAAACGUUUCACCCAUAACACUGGCAACAAUAACCUCAGUGAGUCCCUCGUACCAAGUGUGUGACGAUUGUUCCCCAAAUCUGGGAAAUUAACAGCCUGUGAAGUAUUACUGACAAAAUGCAGUCAUGUGUUUUGAAUGUGAAU